CAGAAGACGUUUUGACUCAACACUUCCGCGUUCGGGGGAGACAAUAUAUAUAUUUUGAUGCUGCCUGUCAGAUGCAGUGGCGACUUGCUUUAGAUUUCUUUAUUUUACUUUAUUUGGUUACUUUAUUAUUAUAUUGUUGUAACGGAUCGCGUGUUUAUUUACCGAUUUAGCCGAUAAUGCUAAACGAUAGCUAGCUGGUUAUUAGCCGGAUGUGUAUAUAUAUUUUUUUGCCACUGUGGUGUAAAAAAAAAACAAGCAUUACUGGAUUUGAUGUCAAAUUUAAUGUCAAUUUCGCAUCAUGAAUAAUUAAAAUAAAUGUGUUUAAGUAUCUAAAAUCGGGAUCUAAAAUGGGCUGUAACUGCGCAUGCGCGUGGUUGCAUGGCCUGUCACGUUUUCGCUUUUCAUCCUUUUCGGUGUUUAUGUAGUCGAGGACAAAACGAUCAAGCUGCAUUGGAGAGGAUUUGCUGGUCUCUUUCUUGGUCUGAUCUGAUCUAAUCUGAUCUGGUGCACAUUUAAACCAAGACCCAGCCGGCCCCAUGGUGCUGCGCAGGCUGCUGAGGAGGCGAUGGGUCCUGGGGGUCGUGUUCGGCUUCUCCCUUAUUUACUUCCUCACCAGCACACUCAAACAGGAGGAGAGAAGCAUGCGGGAUCGGACUCUGCUGGAGGCGAGGGAAUCCGAUCACCCCAUCGCUUGGAAAGUCAAGUUCAACCUGGGCAACAGCAGCAGGCAGAUCACCCAGUGCAGGAACUCGAUCCAGGGGAAAAGCCUCCUCACUGAUGAACUUGGUUACGUGUGUGAAAGGAAGGACCUGCUGGUGAACGGGUGCUGUAACGUGAACACGCCACGCUCCGGCCAAUACAUGUGUAAGAGCUGCCUGCCCAACGGCUGCUGCAGCAUCUACGAGUACUGCGUGUCCUGCUGCCUCCAGCCAGACAAGCAACCUUUACUGGAGCGCUUUUUGAACCGAGCAGCAGAGGGAUUUCGGAAUCUUUUCACCGCAGUCGAGGAUCACUUUGAGCUGUGUUUGGCGAAAUGCCGCACCUCCUCACAGAGCGUCCAGCAUGAGAACACUUACAGAAACCCUCAGGCCAAGUACUGUUAUGGCGUAAGCCCUCCUGAGCUCCAGCCCGUCUAACGAAGGAAAAGCAUCUCCACACAAUUAUACUACCUCUGACCUUCUCCGCUGUUUUAACCGGACUCGAACUGACCGCGUCAGUAUGAAGACGUCUCCAAAAAUAGGAAAAAAACAUUUCUGAAAAAGUACAAAGAAUCAUCUCGACCUCGUCGGCGUCACGGUACUCAUAUCGUCCUACGUGAUAUUUUGGGUUGGUACCUCAGAAAAAGGAUCCUAUGGUGGCCAGUUCACUAGAUAUAUACAUUACUUAUACAGGAAAUGUAUCACCAGACUGAUGUCAGAGGUUGGGGACAACCACAGAUUUGUGCAAUCCGUCUGGAAGAGCACGCGGGUGCAAUUAUUAUUGCUUCAGUUUUAAACCGAGAUCGUAAUCCAGGUCAGAUUACCGUUGAACUAAAGGCUCGCAUGUAUAGCGCUGUGUAUUAAAGCCGUAUGUUAAUUUAAUAAAACAUUUUUACCCGA
Molecule: messenger RNA, 1598 nt
Organism: Silurus meridionalis
Lineage: Eukaryota; Metazoa; Chordata; Actinopteri; Siluriformes; Siluridae
Gene: spring1
Product: SREBF pathway regulator in golgi 1
Exons: 5
Coding region: 537-1136 (199 amino acids)
Biological process (GO): positive regulation of SREBP signaling pathway
Source: RefSeq, a predicted model, not a curated record